Leptidea sinapis is the source of this 8488-nucleotide messenger RNA. Its product is annotated as P2R1A-PPP2R2A-interacting phosphatase regulator 1. Gene Ontology annotation, molecular function: protein serine/threonine phosphatase inhibitor activity. The transcript is spliced from 4 exons. NCBI's taxonomy places the organism in Eukaryota, Metazoa, Arthropoda, Insecta, Lepidoptera, Pieridae. The record is from RefSeq and is a predicted model, not a curated record. Bases 400 to 1101 code for a protein of 233 amino acids.
GAAAUUGAUGACAGACAUUCAAAACACCCAUUAAAUUUCAUAGAUAUGUACCUAUAUAGUUUAUGUACCUUAGUACCUACCAACCGACUUUGACAAAUAAUUUGACAUUCGUAGGAUACUACCAUACUACUGAGUACUGACGUUCUACUGACAGGUCAGCUCAGCUUGCUUCGUGCCUUUUUACUUUUCAGAGUAGAUUUUGAUUUUUUAUUUACUAGGUAUUUAUUUGUAAAUAUAUGAAAAACGACAUGUGUGUAUCCCACUUAGUAGAGUAUUUAGUGUUUUAGUUGUUAGUUAAGUGCACUUACAGUGUUAUAUAAACAGUUGAUAUCGUGUCGGCGAUCGGCGCUCCAUGCGAUUUAACAACACGAAACGUCAUUGAAUGUUCGGUGUAAGAUAAUGGAUGUGGACACUCCUAACAUAUUGAAAAGGUGCAGCAGUGCUCCUCUGAUUAACGAGGCAGUUUCAACAACAGCCACUUCGCCCACUACUAGUGCUACUCCCAGUACAUCAUUCUUCAGCAUGUUUUCCAACAAUAGCCUGCCGCGGACUCGGAGCAACAGCAUUAGUUGCAGUCCGUUAUCAGCUGCUAUCAAUAUACCUUUGACACAAGGCGCGUGCGGUCGGCGGCUAACGCCCCGCGUGAAUCAGCUGCGCGCAGAGGAAUGCGCCGACGUGAGCAACACGCGGGAGGUAGCGCAUGAGAGGGAGGUGCAUACCGCCAUGCAGAUGGGGCAGUCGUACGAGGACCUCACCAUCGUGGCGGGCCUGGCGCACUCACCCACCAGGCUGCCCAGGUUCUCAACAGUGGUAUCACCAUCUCCUCCGCGUAAGUUCACCACCCGCCGCAGUCUCUCGCCCAACCCGCUGCGAGCGUCCAGCUUCAGCCCCGUCAGCCGCCCCAACGUACUGGUGGGGAAGCGACGCUGUGAAGACCUUGAGAACUCUAUGUCGAAACGUAUGUGCACUGGCAGACUAACACCUUCCACCCCCGGUACCCCAGACUCGGAUUCCCUGGAGUGCACCUUCAGGCCGGUCUCACCGAGCAGUCAGCCGAUGAACCAUGAUCAAGACAACCAUAAACCUUCCAGCCCCAGCUAAUAUUACCGUCCGAGGUGACGGAAUAGACAGUCAAAAUUUUUGGAAUGGUUUAGUCUUAUUAUUGGAGACUCCAGUUCAAAGCCAUUCAGCCCGAUAGGCUUGUUGGUACACCAUGUAGAUGUGGGUCGCUGGUUCGAUUUCCACUAAGUUAUAAGAGCAUUAGAUGAGUCCAACACUAUCAGGAUAUACCUAUAUGUUUAGAUUUGACCGGGUUAUGAACUACCGUUGCAUUGUAUGUGGAACAGCUUAGGAACUUGAAGCCUUAUUGGAACUUGGUCCUAGUCUGAACACAAAUAGAUAAGUGCAAAUUUAGUUAAAACAAAUCACGCAAUGGAUGCGACGUUCUAGGUAAUAAAUGACACGUAUAAAAUAGUUUAUUCUCUGAUUCAUCCAGACUUUAGAUGAAUCAGUUAAUUUUCAUUUUUUUAAUAAUCUUUCCGAGCGUUUUACUUAAAUAUAAUAUACAAAACAAAGUUGUUCGUCAACGCAUCAAAAAGUUGUUCGUUGUACGUAAAAUACAAGCAGAUAAUGAAACGAAUAUACGAUGCGAUAGAACCAAUGUUUGAAAUUUAAUGAUGUACACACAAAUUGCUGAAACUGCAAUUUUUAUAAGAAGUCAAUAGUGUAUUAUUGUAAUGUAUUGCCAUUGAAAUAGUUUUUAUGUCUAGUUCUAACCACGUGACCAUUUAUUGCCUGUACGUGGACUUCCUUCAGUCAUAUACUUCGUACAUCAGCGACAACAAUGGACGUUCUACACAAUGCUUGAGAUAUAGGGAUGAUGGCACAAUACAAGUAUUAGAACAGUAGCGUAACUCAGCGCUGUACUUGAAAUUUAUACCUACGUCUGGCCGGAACGCUAGGGUUGGUACAUACAAAAAGAUUGACGACGGAGACGGCGCGGCGAACCUAAUUUAACUCGGACAGCGACCAGUCUCGGCGGUACACGGCGUGGCACUCAAUAAUUUUGUCUUCCCAAGAUUGUGUAAAUCGUGUGUAUGUGUGCGUGCGUCGAUUCGGGUGCUUUAGUAAGAAGAUAAAGUACUGUUCUAUUACUGUAUUGUGACGAAAGCGUGGCAUGAUCAUGCAUUCGUUAUUUGCUCAAUAGUUUAGCGGUGGUAGCCUUAUUGGUGUCAUCCACAUAAUAAUCUGGGUGACGUCACACAAAUUCAAAAACUAAUUUCCAGUUUCAAAUGAAAAGGUGUGACAAGAAAAAUAAUGCUCGAUACAACGCCUAAACCGUGCAGCGUUUUGUCUCUCUUUUAUAGUGCCAGAUAUUUAUUUUUACUUAAAAUGCGAGGGAUAAUAUUGUUACUGUUUAUUAUUUUAAAGCUGACAUGCGGUUUACUCAUUAAUUGAACAGCAAGCCAAUGAAGUUCUCAUUAAUCUCAUCUCACUAAGCAUUCUCCUUUCAAACUUUCUCCAGUGCAAAUGAUGAACAAACACCAGAAACUGACAUACCAUUUAGUCUUUUGAUACUCCAGCAUAAAUUGACCCAUGCUUCCAAUGAAUCAUCUUAUCCCCUUUUUUACUUUUGCUGGCAAAUUUUAAAAUACAAAUGUUUACAGUCUCGAAGUUAAAGUUACAUCGGCUUCACUAACGAUUAAUCGGUGUUGCGGCCUUCGUUCAUCGUAGUUCAUCAAUUUGUCAUCAGGGUGAUUCUAUCGCGGUCCCGUCUUGUCUAUCACUGAGAAUUUGCGCUCUUAGUGCGCGGUAGACAAACGGAAAGCGCGGUGUUCACCGGCGGCGAAGAUUUAAAUAAAGUUCACAAUGUCUUAAGAAAGUCCUAAUAACUUAAUAACAUCGCAUUUGAUUAAACACAUUGUUCAAGUCACCCCUGUUGGUACCUUCGGUACAACAAGCGUUUCACGGACCAAUCCAGUCCAUGUCGAUCCUCCUCCGUGAAUCGUCGAAUUAUAAGUCGUGGACAGCACUCACGCUGUUUAGGUUGCCGUAAAACGUCGUCUUCCGCAGAUAUCAUUAGGCAAAUUAUACAUUGCAACCAGUUAUUAACAGUGGCGACGGUUUGGGGGUUUCUUCAUAAAAUGUCAAUCGAAGUCAUAUUAACUUGGUUGCUGAUUAAUGCUUUGCCUCAUAAGUCAUAAGACUGUAGUAAUAAUUAUUGAGCAAAUCGUUUCUCUCGUCGAAUUCAUUGUAUCACACGGUAUGAACUUUUAAAUAGCAGCCAUUUUAUUAAAAAGUUUAAAUUUGAAUUCAGUGAAGUUUUAAAUUUUUGUCCCUCGUAUAUAAAUGCGUAAAUAUCUAGGUACCUACUACUUGAGGUAAUUAUGGGGUUGGUAUUGGUGGGUAAAUAACGUAAUUGUGUUGUUGUCGUUGAUUAAAUCUUACCCGGUAAUAUUUAUUAUAAACAGAGAUAUUCCCUCUGUACCAAAUGAGGAAACCAGAGAGAAAAAUAGAUUUUUUCUGCGGUUUUUAGUACGGUGUAAGUGAGUAGCCCGCGGCUUAAGUUCCUAAUUACGAACACGAAACGACUUAGUCUAGGAAUAAGCGAGUGCCCUUUUAUAGCCAAAGCAUCAACUUUAUAGUAAUAUAAUAUUAAGGUCCGUUCUCCCGUUGAACGCGGUGAUGUGUAUAGAUUAAUAUUUAAGGGAAUAUAGCCAUUAUUAUAAUUAGUUUACGGAGCAGUUAUGCUCGCGUCAUCCCGCCUUAGAAUUCAAGAUCCAUGUUUCUUGAUGCAUUCAUUUUAUAUCAUUACUAGGAAAUUAUUUAAUGAACGGCCCUGACAGACCGGCGAAUAAACAUGCGCGUUGUGUCGAGUUCGCGUCUAUUGUUAUUGUGCGAAAUGCUGCUGUAUGGAUUGAUUAUAUUAUUAUUUUUAGUAAUUAAUUGCGAAUAGCAUUAAUAGCUACAUUUAUUACAUUAGUAUUGAUAGAUAACUUUGAACUUAAUAAAAUCAUCGAUUUGACUGUGCUAGUUACCAAGAUUUGCGUAUAAAUAUAAUUGAUAGAACAACUAGGCUAGUCAAGAAGAUAAAAAACGUGUUAAUUUUUAAUAAAUCUCCCAAAAAUAUAAGCGAUGGCUUAUUCGAUUCGGAACGUGCCUAGAAAAAUGUAUCGAAUGUAUAUACACAUAAAAAAUUGUGUUAAUUUUUUUAUGUUUAACAAUUAUUUGAUUAUAAUAAGUUAUUAAAAUAUUUAUAUACAUUUUAUUAAUUCUACUUCAAAAUAACUUAAAUAUUAAUAGUAUUUGAGUUACUUUCGAUAGAUUUUUCUAGACAUUCCGAAACAAAUGAGAUGGCUCAUAUUUUAAAGAGCUUUAUCAAUAACGUUUUUGAACUUGUUGACAAGCCUAACCAGGAACGACGCGAAUCAAACGUUGCGCUAUCAUUCGCCUGUCUGAAUAGGGCCUUUGAGUAGCAUAAGCGCGUUUUAAACACAUUUAUUGUACACAUAUGUAAUUAAAUUAUUUUAAGCAUGUAUAAAUGUGUUAAUUGUGUAAUCAAUUAUUGUUAUGUUUAAGCGGGCUCGUUUGUAAUAAUUGUUUUCGUUGUGUUCAUUAUUCACUGAAUAAGUAUUGUUUUGAUUAUACCAUAUUGGUAGAUUUCAUUGGAUGUUGUUAUGCAACAGUGAGUUGUCACAGAUUUUAUGAUAAUUUUAUGUUUUAUUGUUCGUUUUGGAGUUAUUAAGGUUUAUAUUUAUGGUUUGCAGAUUCUUUCAUAAUUACUAUGAGAAUGAACUUUGUUCUAGUAAAGUACGUGGUGAAGUAGAGAAAAUGAUCGUCGUUCGAUUCGUCUUCAUGUCGAAUUCGACGACGAGUGUGUUAUAUGUUAAAAUUCAAUGAAAAGCGUCAUAAUAAAUUAAAUUGCAAAAUUGAAUGUUUUUAAUAAGUCAGUUUAGUUUUGUUGGUGGUGGAAGUCUAAAUAGAUGCCAGUGGUUUCCAGUAGCUCUAUUGAGGCGCGUAUUGUACAUUCUCCGCGCCUCUGGGCCCUGCGGACGAAGUGACCGACAUAUUUGCGACGCUUGCUGUCUUCGGCAGUCGAUUAUAUAAUAUACCUACUAAUUAUUUCGAUAUAUAUUUCAGGCCAGAUUUCGAUUAAUGGAGAUUUUGGGGGGAAGAUUUUACAUUAUUGGAGGUUUUUGAGUUAGCUAGGUUCCACAUUAAGAGGUGCUACUGCAUUAUUAUACAGUAUGUAAAUGUUUUUCUUGCAAAUAUACCAAAAUUUUAUUUUUUUUAGUUUAUAAAGGCUAAUAUUGCACGAAUAACGUUUUACUUCCUAAUAAUAAUUUAAACUAUUCUUAACUCGGCUCUGAUAAGCAUUUUUUUAAGACAAACACUUGUAGAAUACUUUUAAUCUUGGCUUAAUAGCAACAUCCAAUGGAGAAUAUAUAAAUAAUUUGUAAUGUUAUUUCAGUUAUAAUAAGUGAUGCCAAUAUUGGUGUUAUUACGUAGUGAAGCAUUUUAUCCACUGUGUAACAUACCUUAUAUUGUAAAGUAUGUAUCCGUUGUGUUAUAGUUAUUUAUGCAACUGUUGUGUAAUUAAAAUUGUGGUAUUAAAACACGAAUGUGGUAUCCAAUAAUGGUAUCACAUGAGUGUUUUAAUACCUAAUUAUCAACAGUUGCAUACAAGACUUUAUCUACACCCAGAAUAUGAAUCCUCUAAAAGAUUCGGAAACGAACAUUAAAACACCAGUCCUAGUAGUAACCUAAUAUCACCCAUUACUGAUUAUAUACAAAUAAAGUAAGUAUUAAUGAAAUAAUUAUUUAUUUUAGUAGUAAUUUACAUUUUGUAUAGUGCUAUAAUUAAAAUUCACUCGAAUAUAAUGUUCUAUUGCAGAAUUUAAAAUGAAACGCUCAUUUUUUGUGAACAAAAAAAAUAAAAAUAUUGAAGAAAAAUGGCGGCGAUUCGAAUAACCUACUUUUUUUUUACGGUGCGCGACGUUCUGGGAGUGUGGAGCGCGCGUAAACGAAAAUGUUCUUUUUUUGAAAUUCAUACAGAUACCACGCAUCAAGUAAUCAGUAUGUGGCUGUUUGUUGAAACUCUUUGAAGGGAUAAAAAAAAUCAUAGGAGUGUUGUUAUGAAAUUCAGUACAACAUUACAACACUCUUUUGGAUGAUGUAAUGUUUAUUAGAACAUGUUUUAAUGUUGGCAAUAAGCUAACUGUUUCAGAAUCUUUAAUAGAGGAUUUAAAGCAUGGGUGUAGAUAAAAUAUCUUACAUUACAGACACUUAUAUUGUAAUGAAGAUAUCCCCUGAGUUCCACAAACUAACAUUGUUAAGAAUGUAUUCGUUAAUUUACAUUGUACAGUAGGUAUGUAUUGAAUUACCUCAAGAGGGCGGCCUGAAUGAGCUCAUUUUUCAUUCACAUGUAUGAUUGAUGGAGGAUUCUAGAAUUAACAAACCUUUAAGAUGUAUUUCUCAAAAUACAGUUGCUCAUUUAAUUAGCUUCUUCUUAGCUACGCGUAAUAUUAUGCGAGAUAUCUGUUUUAAUGGUCUUGAGAUUCUUGUCUGCCAACUAUCUGAAUCAAUCAGCACUCCUUAUUCUGUGUGUUAUUUUUAGCUUACAUUUUUCUUUUAAUAUUCCACCCGAUUUAAACAAUAACCACCAAUAAUGGACUAUAUCGGAGGCCUACAAUGUGUGUUCCAUUCUUUCUUAACUUAUAAGUAUUUUUUUUAUUGAACACCAUUCAAAUUGUUAAUGUAACUAAAUAUAUUUUAAACUAGCUGUGCCUGCUACUUUGUCUGGACUUAAAUUUUUCUCAGCAUGUUAAUAGAAGAUAAGGAACAAAUAAUGAACUGUGUACGUGAAUAACCGAUAUUUAUUGACGUACAAUAAGCAACUAGACUCGCCUAUUAAAAGGUGGCCUAAAAAUGUCCGAGCGGCGUUGUAUAUACGUAUACAUUAACUUCGGAUAACAUUCAUUCAAAUUAACACCUUAUUUUGUGGCAGUAAUGUUCAAAGUCUAUUGUAUACGCUUAUUAGAACGCUCGGACGCGAACACGAGGCAAGAACAUUUCGUUUUAGCAAUUGAAAUGUAUGUAUUUAGCAAAAUAAUUAAAAAUGUCAAGUUGGUUACAUAAUUUUGUUAAUUUAAAUAGUUACUUAACUUAAAUACGACACUUAAUACUUAUAACUGGAUCAUUCCAUCGUCAGGUGUUACAUUUGAACUCUAUGAAAUAUGAUUUAUUCUUAUUUCUAAAUCUUAUCGUGCAAUAUUUUCUUUUUAUUGACAAUUUUCGAUGUACCUACGCUUAACAUACAUAGUCCGUUUAUAUGGUUUUCGGUCAUCGUAGACCUCAGCCACGUUUUGACACGUCGCAGGAUGGAAAAGAACCUUUCUAUAUUACUUGUUGUUCACGGUUCCAACGAAAUAAGUGUGGCUUUUUAGUUGCCGAAAAAAGUAUUCGACACCUUUAAUACAUUGGUAUAGUCAAAUUUUCUAGACUUUCUCUUUCCAUACCUUUAUUCUUCCACAGCUUUUACCAAACCAUAAUUCCGCUCCAUGCUCUAAAAGAGAAAGAAAUCUUGCGAUUUUUGAAAUCAAUAAUUGUCAUAUUUAACAUCUAACUGGGAUGUAUUGACAGUACACGAAGAGCUGGUAAAUUUUGAUUAGAAAAACACUGUUGGAGUCCAGAUAUUUGGGAAUCUAAAGAAUAAUGACUGAUCGUUUUAAUUUUUUUUAUGAUCAUAAGGGACGAGACGUUCAGCUGAUGGUAAUUGACAAUGCAGUGCUGCUCAGGAUUCUUGAAAGACCCAAAAAUUCUGAGCGGCACUACAACUGCGCUCGUCACCUUCAGACAUAAGUUGUUAAGUCUCAUUUGCCCAGUAAUUUCACUAGCUACGGCGCCCUUUAGACCGAAACACAAUAAUGCUUACACAUUACUGCUUCACGGUACCCAUAAUCUAGCCGGCAUCCUGUGCAAAGGAGCCUCAUCUGGAUUAUUGGAAAUAUCUAAAAUAUUCUGUCUACGAUGAUCUUUUAUAAGAGUAAUAAUCCUCUUGAUAUGAUUCACGUAUGUGGUCAAUAGCCUUCGAUUGUAAAAUAUUGGCAACAUGUUCCAAUAUACAUUAGUGCAACGCAUAUAAUAAAUACUGAUUUAGGAGCAGCACAAUGAAACUGAUAAGUUUUUCUUGCAACAGCAUUCCCUUCUGUAGAUAUCUUUGUAAGUACUAACAUUCAGAAUUUCUUUAAAACGUUUGAUAAAAAAGGCAAUUUUACUUUUGAGACCAGCUGUCUCACAUAAAGCAAGAAUGUUGGGCACUUAUUUCCUUCUUAAAGAAGAUUCGCGGAAGAAAUUAGUUUUAUCUGAUCAAGUAGUCAACAUUUAAACUAUGAAUAAUAUUGUGAAUUAAGUAAAUAAUUCUAGAUAUUCAGGAUAGGAAUGUUCUUGAUCAUAUAUUAUAACUAACUUGACAAUUUAUUUUUUGACU